Mesocricetus auratus (golden hamster) is the source of this 1292-nucleotide messenger RNA. It is a transcript of the gene Fbxo36, whose product is annotated as F-box protein 36. The record is from RefSeq and is a predicted model, not a curated record. Gene Ontology annotation, molecular function: protein binding. NCBI's taxonomy places the organism in Eukaryota, Metazoa, Chordata, Mammalia, Rodentia, Cricetidae. The coding region runs from base 418 to 987 and encodes 189 amino acids. The transcript is spliced from 4 exons.
GGCCUGCGGGAUCCUCCGCAGGACCUGCCCCGCUACCUAUUUACAGCCCAACAUAACGCCCCUCCCUCCCCAGCGCUCGACUCCACUCGGCGAGCAGCCUCCCGUCUCCUUCCGAUCCCUUCAAGGGACCAGGAAGGGGACUUGGCGCUCCACUUGGUAUCCCUCCGCUGGGGUCACCCCCGCCCCUCCGCGCUAGCAGGAACUAAAUUCCACUCCGGGUCACCCAGGACCUGAUUGUAAACAUUUCACAAAGCAGGGUUCCUUGUGACCCCUGGCAAAGGAAACCACCGCCCCAAGUUGAAACCCCCACUGCCAACUCAAAAGCGGACUUCGCUUUCGACUGGGGCUGCGGCCCCCUGACCCCUGUCAAGCCCCGCCCCUUCCUGGUUGUCCUAGCGACGGCGGUGGCGUCCCAAGAUGGCGUCGUGGCUGCCGGAGACUCUGUUUGAGAUUUUAGGACAAGGCCCGGCGCCGAGUAAAGACUAUUACCAGUUGUUGAUCACUCGGACUCAGAUCAUCUUUAGAUGGUGGAAGAUUUCUUUGAGAAGCGAGUAUCGGUCAGCAAAACCCGGAGAGACAAAGGAAACCUAUGAAGAUUUUCUAGAGAACUCUCAUCUUCAAGUACAAAUCGCCUUAGUAUUUGGUACAAGAAUAUUAGACUAUGUCUUCAACAUAUGUGAAGGGAAAUUUGACUACCUGGAGCGGCUCUCAGACAAACUGCUGCUGAAGAUCAUCUACUACCUGGACCUGGAAGAUAUUGCCAGGCUGUCUCAGACAUCGAGCAGGUUUGCAAAGCUGUGCCAAUGUGACUCAUUGUGGGAGCAGAUAGUUCAGUCGGCCUGUGACACCCUCACCCCCGACAUGCGGGCCCUGGCGAAGGAUGUGGGCUGGAGACAGGUGUUCUUCACCAACAAGAUCCAGCUGCAGAGGCAGAUCCACAGGAAGAAGCAGAGGCAGGGAAAGCAGAAGGACAAGAAGCACAAUUAGGGGCCGGCUCUCCCCACCAGUGGAGCCACAAACGUGCCUUUCCCCACAUCCAAAUGUUGUUCUAAAUUAACAACAGCUGUUGCGGAUUCCAGGAAUCACUUGAAAACUCACAUUUUGCACACACAUACAAAUUCACCCAGUGCCUUGCUUGAGCAACCACCCCCCGUCCUGCUCAGACCAGUCCAUGGCCCAAGUAUUUAGGGCUACAAGACAGGAAACCUCUCCGGCCACCACCUUCCCGAUCCCAUUACCCCCUACAAAAGAGGCACUUAUGUGUAUGGACUAACAAUAAAGAGUUAUUUGCA